GUGCAAGCAACUGUUUGAACACGUCGGCAAACGUUGAUCUCCUGCACUAUCUCCACGACGCUCAAAUUUCAGGACCAUCAUUUGGAGAACUGCAGCACGUUGUUGGAGGAUAUAGGAGAAGUGGACACGUCAAAACAUGAAUAUUUUUCGGUUGUUUGGGGAUUUGGCCCACUUGGCCUCUAUAUUCAUCCUUAUUCAAAAGAUUCAGAAGACCAGGUCAUGCAGGGGUAUUUCCUUCAAGACACAGGCUCUCUACGCCCUCGUGUUCGUGACACGCUACGUCGACCUGCUAUUCCGCUGGGUAUCUGUUUACAACUUGGUGAUGAAGUUAUUCUUCAUUAGCAGUAGUUGUUACAUCCUCUACCUCAUGAAGUACCGUUUCCGUCCAACGCAUGACCCCUCCAUUGACACGUUCAAAAUUGAAUACCUCCUUGGGCCAUCCUUCUUUCUAUCGCUGAUAUUCAACUACGCGUUCGAGCCGACCGAAAUCCUCUGGACAUUCUCCAUAUAUCUUGAAUCUGUCGCCAUUUUCCCCCAGUUGUUCAUGUUGCAGCGUACUGGCGAGGCGGAGACAAUUACAACGCACUACCUGGCUGCUCUGGGUCUUUAUCGUGCUCUGUACCUUCCCAACUGGAUAUAUAGAUACUUUACGGAGGACUUGAUAGAUCCCAUAGCUGUCACAGCUGGACUGGUGCAAACCGGGCUUUACCUCGACUUCUUCUACGUCUACUUUACAAAAGUCCUCCACGGCCAGAAGUUCGAGCUUCCAGCAUGAGUUGGCAUAUUUUGGUCUAUCAGAGUCCGACAUGUCAUUAAUCAGAGCUUUGCCUAUUACGAACCGCUCUUGGA
Molecule: messenger RNA, 849 nt
Organism: Suillus subalutaceus
Lineage: Eukaryota; Fungi; Basidiomycota; Agaricomycetes; Boletales; Suillaceae
Product: ER lumen protein retaining receptor-domain-containing protein
Exons: 6
Coding region: 137-775 (212 amino acids)
Biological process (GO): endoplasmic reticulum to Golgi vesicle-mediated transport; protein retention in ER lumen
Cellular component (GO): cis-Golgi network; endoplasmic reticulum; membrane
Molecular function (GO): ER lumen protein retrieval receptor activity
Source: RefSeq, a predicted model, not a curated record